Cyprinus carpio (common carp) is the source of this 2026-nucleotide messenger RNA. Its product is annotated as junctional adhesion molecule C-like. NCBI's taxonomy places the organism in Eukaryota, Metazoa, Chordata, Actinopteri, Cypriniformes, Cyprinidae. The transcript is spliced from 5 exons. Bases 281 to 1168 code for a protein of 295 amino acids. The record is from RefSeq and is a predicted model, not a curated record.
CAGGAAUCCCACCGCAUAGCAUUAGCGCAAUUAGUUUAAAACAAGCUGCCUUCUGCUGACAAACCGCUGAAAUAAUUGGAUAAGGCGUUCGAAUGAGCCAUUUUGUAAAUAUUUUAGCUUGUAAUGCGUAGCUGCAAAGUCAGCGGGAAAACGUGACACGUGAAAAAAUGACAACACAGCAGACCCCGCCCUUUACCAUCUGUUUACAAACAUUUUGAGAUGGCGUCAACGUAGAAGUUUCCAUAACAGUCUGCAUUUGUUUUUCAGAGAAAGGGUAACGAUGAGCCUUUUUAUUUUCGUACUUAUGUGGGUUUUCCAGCUUGGUGCAUUGGGUGUUUAUACAGACAGAGUGUCAGUGUUUGUAAUGGAUGGAGAUUUGGUCUCUCUAAACACAAAUGCUAAAACAAGCCAACAAGAAAAGAUUAAAUGGUUUUUCAAUGACACUCGCAUCGCUCAAAUCAGUGAUUAUCUCAAAAAGACCUGCACAGAUGUUCAGUGUAAUAAAGGUACUGAGAGAUUCAGAGACAGACUGAAGCUGGAUCAUCAGACUGGAUCGCUGACCAUCAUGAACAUCACAAACACAGACUCUGGAGAUUAUAAACUACAUAUCAUCAGCAGCAACAGCAUGAGUGAAAGGAUCUUUAGUAUCACUGUUUAUGAUGUUCCUGGUGCAGAGACGGAUAAGACAAAGACUAAGUCAGUGAAGAAGGGAGAUACUGCUACUUUUGAUCCUGGUGUCAUAAACAACCCAAAUGAUCUGAUGAGAUGGUAUUUUAAUGACAUUCUCAUCGCUGAAAUCACUGGAGAUCAGAGUAAGAUCUGUACAGAUGUUCAGUGUGAUGAGGGAUUCAGAGACAGACUGAAGCUGGAUCAUCAGACUGGAUCUCUGAUCAUCACAAACACCAGAAUCACAGACUCUGGAGUUUAUCAUCUUGAGAUCAUCACCAACAGCAGCAGCAUCCGCCGUCAGCACAGCAUUAACAUUAUCAGUGAAAAGAGGCAAAGUGAGAAUGUCACGAGUUGGGUUGUGUAUGUAUUCGGUAUAGGGGGAGUAUGUGUUGGUGUUGCUCUGGUGGUUGCAGGAGUAACUGGGAAUUGGCAUAGAAAACUUGCUUGUACAAAGAGUGCCCCGUAUCCUUCACUACAAAAUCAAACAACUGGUCUUUAAUUACACCAAGGAAUAUACAGUAUCAUUUACAGUGCACUAAAAAUAAUUGUAAUUUUGACUUUCCAUAUAUGGAAAUUGUAAUAAAGCUAGUGUUAUAUUUCAUUUCAUUUUCCAUUUGGUAGUAAAAUUAACAAAUACAGCCUAAUAUACAGUGAAAAUCCAUGAAAUGACAUUCCCAGAAUCCCCUUCUUUGACAUUACCAGAACACAUUAUGGUUUUAUGAAACAUUCUUUGUUGUUACAUUAAUGUUUGUGUUAUUUUAGUGUCAUGUGUGUUAACAUGUUUUGUGAUUGUGUGUAUGAAACUGUGUGCAGCUUCCAUAUAUUUGUAUGUACUGCUUCAAAAUGUAGCUUUUUUCUUUCCCUAUACUUUUUUUUUUUUGUAAGUUAGUUUUAUUUUGUAUAAAUAACAAGUUGUUCUGUUUAUGUUUACAAUUUUCUUGUAUUUUUGCACAAUUAUUCUCCUGUAUCCUAUACUGUUUGCAUUAUUGUUCAAUAGUUAUUUAAUUAUAGACAACAAUAUAACAACAAUACAGAUUCUUUCAAUCCUUGAACUAUCACUUUGAUACUUAAAGUGUAUAAAUAAAUUGUAAAACUAAUCCAUGUGAAUUGUACAGUUCAAAUUUUCUGAGCAAACUCCAUCACUUUAUGUGAUGAACAGAUUGAAUUUAGGCUUUUAUUUACAUUCAUAAUCAACACACACAUGAGAUAUGGGAAGCUCAAGCAUGCUUGCUUGACAUGCAAGAACCAAUUAGGUUAAUUCUUGUGUUACGCAUCACAUUCAAGCUUCUGAUGUUCAUUCUCAUGUUAAACAUCAUGUUUAAGUUUCAUAAAAAAAAAAUAAUAAUAAUAAUAAAAC